Coniophora puteana RWD-64-598 SS2 is the source of this 3089-nucleotide messenger RNA. Its product is annotated as ATP-dependent DNA helicase. The transcript is spliced from 15 exons. Gene Ontology annotation, molecular function: nucleic acid binding; four-way junction helicase activity; ATP binding. NCBI's taxonomy places the organism in Eukaryota, Fungi, Basidiomycota, Agaricomycetes, Boletales, Coniophoraceae. Gene Ontology annotation, biological process: double-strand break repair via homologous recombination. The record is from RefSeq and is a predicted model, not a curated record. Bases 82 to 2739 code for a protein of 885 amino acids. Gene Ontology annotation, cellular component: cytoplasm; chromosome.
CCCGCCAGCACCCCUGGGCCACACUUGCUGGACCUCAAGCGCCUCCUGGGUAUCAUCCAAACGUAGGCGCCUCGGUAGGAGAUGAGCUACGAUGCGGAUCGUUUGGGCUCGGAAGAGCUUGCGGACGUCAUUAAGAACCUCCAUCAACCCGGUUAUGCCACCGCGUCCUCGUCCACCGCUGUAUCGUCAGCUUCUUCCCUGAGCGGCAACAAGCCCUCCUACCUCGACCAGAGACAUGGCCUCAAGACUCGUCUAGGCCAACUAGACUCCGAGAUCCGCGAAGCAGACGACAAGAUUGAGCAGUGGAAAGCCUUGCGCGCGCAGCUCGUUGAGGAGAAGAGCGGCGUGCUCAUCCGGAUCGAGCAACUGAACCCCGCACGCCCCACUGCAACGAACGGUACCGCGUCUGGCGCGAAGGGCAAGGGACGCGAAGUCCUGAUCAACUACUCAGGCGAGUUUGAGUGGAAUCAGCAACUCAAGGGGACCAUGAGGCAGGUGUUCGGGAUUAGAGAGUUUCGGUUAUGCCAGCAGGGAGUAUGCAACGCUAAUAUGGACGGACGCGACAUCGUGUGUGUUAUGCCGACAGGUGGUGGCAAGUCCCUCACGUACCAGCUACCCGCGCUCCUAGCACCAGGCUGUACCUUGGUCAUCUCGCCUCUCAUAUCCCUCAUGACGGACCAGAUCUUACACUUGCAAGAGAAUAAAAUCGAAGCCGUCAUGCUGACUAGCGCUACCCCAAAAGCUCAAGUCAACGCCGCCGAGGCGCGACUGUACGCUAUGGCUCGGGGCGACGCAGAUCGUGAAAUAAAGCUAUGCUACGUCACACCCGAGCGAAUCGCCAAGAACAAGAAGUUCUCUUCACUUCUCCAGAGACUAUCAGACGGCGGACAGCUUGCGAGGAUUGUGAUCGACGAAGCACACUGCGUCUCGCAGCUUGGCCAUGACUUUAGACCGGACUAUCAAAAGCUCAGCACCCUCCGCCAAUUCUUCUCACAAGUUCCCAUCCUAGCCCUAUCAGCGACGUGUCCACCCGCAGUCAUGAGAGACAUUCUCAAAACCCUCAAGAUGAAGCCAACGGUUGACGGCACUGCCGCUCCACGAGAUGGGACAGUUUGCUUCACUGCACCUCUGUAUCGCAAGAAUUUGCACUAUACUGUCUUACCCAAGCCGGCUGCUUCGAAAGACGUCCUCACUGUCAUGGCGGAUUACAUCCGUUUCAACCAUAAGGAUGAAAGCGGCAUCAUCUACUGUCUCAAGCGGAAAGAUGCCGAGAAUGUCGCGCAAGUCCUGCACGAGCUUAGUAAGGGGCAGAUCAAAACCGGCGUAUACCACGCGGAAGUCGGCGAUGCGGAGAAGGAGCACUUGCAUAAGCAGUGGCGGUCGGGUGCCGUGCAGGUUGUAUGUGCAACUAUUGCGUUCGGCCUGGGUAUCGACAAAGGCAAUGUCAGAUUUGUGAUUCAUCAUACGAAAACGCUAGAUGGCUAUUACCAGGAGUCUGGACGUGCUGGGCGUGAUGGCGCAGACGCAGACUGCGUGCUUUACUACCGUCCUCAGGACGCUGCACACCAGGCCUCGGUGUCGUUCAGCGACAAAGAUGGGCCGUCUAAACUUCGGGACAUGUUAGCCUUCGCACAGGACCUGCAAGAGUGUCGCAAGAUCUUGUUCGCCAAGUACUUCUCCGCCUCCUCCGAGCUGCAGAUGUCCGCGUGGACGACCGCCGAGAAAGGCUCCCUAGAUCGGUGCGGGCACUGCGACAACUGCACGCGCUCGCCCGAGACCUUGGACGUGCGCGACGUGACGCUCGAGUCGUGGCAGAUCUUGCGCGUGCUCGAGGCAGUGCACGCCGGCGGCGGGCGCGUCACGAUGAGCGGGCUCGCGGAGCUUGCGAUCGGGCGCGGGGGCGGGGCGUUUGAGCAGGCGCCAGUGCGGGGGAAGCGAAAGAAGGCUCAGGGGGCGAAGGAGAAGAUGACGGUGGACUAUGAUGCUGUUGCGGGAGGAAAGGUUGCUUUGUCCAAGGACGAUACGGAGUUCUUGAUCGUGCACCUGCUCAACGCGCGAUACCUCCGCGAGGAGUUUGUGCAGACGGCGUACAGCGUGAACGUGUACCUCGCUCCAGGCCAGCUCGCGCUCAUGCUCACGGGGCACUCGAAGGAGGACGUCGUGUGUGGCAAAGGGCGGCGGAUCGAGUGCGCGUUCCGAAAGGAAGGCAAGGGUACUGCGCGAAAGAAUGCGAAGCCGGCGGCUAUCAAGGCGAUGUUGGUGGGGGCGAAGAAGGGUGGGCCUUUGACCAGUGGCGCGCAAGAGCUUAUGUUUGAGGACAUCGAGAGCGGCCGUGAAGGCGGAGCGGACGAUGACGACGAUGUCGCCCUCGACCAAAUACAUAUGGAGGGUAAAGUGUCGAAGAAGCAGACGAAGAACUUUUUCAAGUCGAACCGGCUGCUUUCCGAGCUCCAGAUGGAGGCGCGCGAGGACCGUAUGACGUUUGGUGAUGUCGAGGAAGCAGUAGAAGAAGACGGGGGCGAAGACUUCACAGAGGCUAUCUACGAGAUUGGCGAUGAGUCAUCUGCGGAGGACGAUGACGACUGGCAGUUCUCGCAACGAGGGACCAAGAGGCAGAAGACUGGGAAAGGCGACGUGGCUGCCAGCGUCAAGACGGGCUCGACUAGUCGCCGCAGGGUACCACAGCGAGGGAGGUCCAUACACCAUUCGAGCGAGGUGAUUGAAUUGUCGUCGGACUAGGGUCUUACAGAAGUAGUGUACUUUUCUAAUUUAUCUUGUAUGGACAUUGGGUUGGUGUGGUAUACCAUGUAUCGUUAGUAUUCUCUGUGUCAUUCACGGCCUUCAACAUUCUCCACGUCCAAGAAGCGAACCUUUACAGUAAAUUUACUUCCCUUACUAUACAGUUCUCGGCGUAGUUCAACCUGCUUCGGUCCCGUCCGGUCACCUUCCAAUACUUUCUAUUUUUCCCUGCCUUCGAGCUUGGGAGCGGGGGACAAGUCGCCUCUUUUUAAAGGGCCUCCUUAAUGGGAUACAUCGAAACGCAAAGUUUGGAAGCUUCUAUGAUGGGAUAUGGGCCCUUUAUCUAGUUA